Molecule: messenger RNA, 816 nt
Organism: Hyla sarda
Lineage: Eukaryota; Metazoa; Chordata; Amphibia; Anura; Hylidae
Product: nicotinamide N-methyltransferase-like
Exons: 4
Coding region: 1-816 (271 amino acids)
Cellular component (GO): cytosol
Molecular function (GO): N-methyltransferase activity
Source: RefSeq, a predicted model, not a curated record
AUGAUUCCUGGUUAUUAUAUAAAGACCUGUAGCUCCGGUGUAGAGAUCAGUCACCUGUCUGUGAUAGAAGAUUACAUGAUGGAUUCCAGCUCCCAUAAGAUCUAUCAUGUACAUGGAUUUGAUUCUAGACAACAUCUGGAGCAUUACCUGUCAGAUAAACCUAAUAUGGUCUUUGAAGAAGAUUUCUUGAUCUUUCCCAUUGAAAAUUUAACAAGCGUUUUCAGAACAGGUCAUAUAAGAGGAGAUGUCAUGAUUGACCUCAGUGGUGGUUCCUUGGUUCACCAUCUCUAUGCACCCAGUGAGUUUUUCAAGCACAUCAUAAUACUGAAGGUCCAAGACAGAUGUAUUCUGGAACUAAAAAGAUGGCUGAACACACGUACUGGAGCAUUUGAAUGGGGACAUGCUACAAAGAUCCAUGUAGACAUAGAAGGAAAGAGCACACAGUUACAGGAAAAAGAAGAAAAAGUGAGAGAAGCUGCUCAACAUGUCGCAAAAUGUGACCUAGAGAAAGAAAAUAUUAUGGAUCCAGUGAUCCUACCACCAGCAUAUUGUAUCAUCAGCGCUUGGCUCCUAGAUAUUGUCUGCAAAGAUAAAGAUGAAUACAUCAGAUAUCUGAAGAAGUUCUCACAGUUACUGAAACCUGGAGGACACCUGAUAUUAAUUGGGUGUUUAGGUUUAACAUAUUACACAGUCGGGAAAGAAAAGUUCAGUGGUUUCCCAUAUGAUGAGGAUUUUGCCAGGAAAGCUCUAGUUGGAGAAGGUUUUAUUAUUGAUAUCUGUGUGAGUAAGAAGGCAACAGGACUUAUUGUGGACUAA